AUGCUAUUCACUGCAUCUGAAGACAAGACUGCUGUAACAUGGGAUAUUUCAGGCUUGACACCUAGUAACGUCGACAAACAUCCCAUUCCUAUUUGUAAUUCUUUAGUUGGCCAUUUUGAUGGUGUGCGAUGCUUGGCAAGUCGUGCCAAUCUUCUCAUUACUGGAUCCUACGAUUCGUUCAACAUAUCUCAAUAA
Messenger RNA from Batrachochytrium dendrobatidis JAM81, 195 nucleotides. RefSeq lists its product as uncharacterized. The record is from RefSeq and is a predicted model, not a curated record. Gene Ontology annotation, molecular function: protein binding. Bases 1 to 195 code for a protein of 64 amino acids. NCBI's taxonomy places the organism in Eukaryota, Fungi, Chytridiomycota, Chytridiomycetes, Rhizophydiales. The transcript has 2 exons.